Schistosoma turkestanicum is the source of this 1664-nucleotide messenger RNA. The record is from the annotation of a GenBank genome assembly. NCBI's taxonomy places the organism in Eukaryota, Metazoa, Platyhelminthes, Trematoda, Strigeidida, Schistosomatidae.
ACCGAGAGAACAAGAAUCGAGCGCAAAGAAAUCAAAUUGGUUUACACUAGCUCGUGAAAAAGAUAUUAGAUUUUGGAUAUUGGAUUAGUUGACUGUGGCCUUUAUGAAGCUCAAGGUCUUUGGUUAGCUUUCGUUCAGAACUCUCAACAGAUGUCUAGCGAUAUAUCAAACAAGGUUCAGACAACUUCACUGGGGCCUGGUGCAAGUAAUAAAAGGGGUCCUGUAGAAACAAGCAUCCUUGACUAUGUUUUAUCCUUGCAUGGGUCGAAUUGUAAGAACCGGGCAUCGUUCAUAGCUCUGUUGGUUCACUCCGAACUGUUAUCACGUGGAGCAAGACCAACCGAAGCUACUGCCCCAACCGCAGUACUCAGUUCUUCUUGUCUUGCCGAAGAUCCUAUCAGAAUAUCAUACAUUUUGAUACCAGAGUCCGAUACGUUACCAACACCAUCCAGUCAACUUCAAGUCUCAGUAGCCGAAACAGAUGCUCACAUUUUUAUCAAUGUAACAGACACAACUACUGAUAAAUUUGGACAUUUGGAACUUUCUGGCGUUGAACAUGUUUUCCUUGAUAGUGUUAAUAAUUCAACCUACAAAGAUGCUAACACUGUAUUCCGUCAAUUAAACGAACUAUUGGACUGCUUUGAAGAAAAUCUAUGGAAACCAGUCCUUCCAUCGCCCCUUUCCUGUCAUUCAAAUGAAACUGACAGUAAAAGAAAUAAGAAAGAAUCUCGACCGAACCAUGAUGAUUUCCAUAACAAACCACAAAUACCCUUUCCAGUCAGUUCUACUGGAUCAAGGCCAUCAGUUGGAACACCACUGUCGGAUUAUGGACGAAGUGACCUUGAUCCUCUAGCAAGUAUUGGAGGGCCAUCAAGAGGUGGUGGAAUGAUCUUAGAUCCAAGGCGCAUUAUACCUGAUAGUGGACUUGGUAGUGGGUCUUUUCUUGGUGGACCUGAUGUUCUACCUCCUGGUGCAGUUCCUCCGGGCGCUCGAUUUGAUCCUUUUGGACCGGGCGUGGGACCUCUCAGACCGCAUCCUUCAAGUGGUCGUCGCCAUAUACCAGAUCCUGACCACAUGAUGCCUCCUGGAUUCGAUAACUUCUAUAUGUAGGCUUUCCAGAAUACUACUUUCCAAUCAACUAAGUAUUUUUUUUGAUCAACUUGAUUACUUACAGAAUUCUAUUAUUUUCCUCAUAAUGUAUCAAUUCAUUUUGCAAAUACCACUAUGUAUAUUGCUUUCUUACUGUAACAUUUUAAAAGCCUACUGAACAUCAACUCUUUUUUUUUUAGAACACUGAAUAGUUAGUUAUGACCUGUUAGUUAGAACUUAUUUAUAUCUAUCUGUAGGUUAAUAUUAGCUAAGUCGAAAUGGUUGUGGGAUGUUUGUGAUACAAAAUUGGAAUAUUGCAUAUCAGUUCAUUGUUUAUCUAAUUUUGUUAACUAAGCAGAGGAGUACUGGUGAUCAUAUUGAUAAACUGAGUGAUAAAAUUGAUUUUUGCUGAAAAUACUUAUAAGUAGUGUAUGCACCAUUAAUGACUCCAGAUUUUCAGUUUGAAUUCGAAUCAAUGAAAUAAAUCUAACUGUAAUUUGACUAUUCACUAAAUAUGUGAUGUAGUUUUGUAUGAUUUUUGCACAUUUAAAAAUUGAAUAAUUUUGUUAUGGUAA